Ricinus communis (castor bean) is the source of this 1557-nucleotide messenger RNA. Its product is annotated as protein RETICULATA-RELATED 4, chloroplastic. NCBI's taxonomy places the organism in Eukaryota, Viridiplantae, Streptophyta, Magnoliopsida, Malpighiales, Euphorbiaceae. Bases 118 to 1299 code for a protein of 393 amino acids. The transcript has 8 exons. The record is from RefSeq and is a predicted model, not a curated record.
GAGCACAACACACUCACACGUACCAAAACAGGAAAAUUUAUUUACAUUUUCUCUCCCACUACUUGAAACACACGACCUACACCACCAACCCCAAACACCGCCUCCUCCUUCUCUAACAUGGCCAUCUCCGCCUGUUUCUUCACCGCCUCUCUCUCAAACUCCAACCCCAAACUCGAUCUCCACCUUCCAUUUGUCCCUUCUCAUUCUUCACCACCUCAUCACCUCCGCAUCUCUCUUCCUUCCCCCUCUCCUCUCUCUCUCCGCCAACACUACCACCGCCACCACAACAACAGCGAUCCCCUCCUCCCUCUCUUUGUUCCUUUUGUUAGUGGCGGAGAUGGCGGCGGCAGCUUCAACAAUAACAACGGCGGCGGCGGCGGCGGCGGCGGUGAUAAUGAUGGAAAUGCAGGUGAUAGGAAUAGAGAGGAAGUGAUACUGGUAUUAGCGGAGGCUAAACGGUCAAUAGAUAGCUUACCUAAGGAUUUAGCAGCUGCGAUCCAGGCUGGCAGAAUUCCAGGUGCGGUUGUUUCGAGGUUUUUAGCGCUUGAAAACUCUGGCCUAUUUCGGUGGUUGCUUCAGUUCGGUGGAUUUAAGGAGAGGCUUUUAGCUGAUGAUCUUUUUUUAGCCAAGGUCGGGAUCGAAUGCGGCGUUGGUAUCUUUACUAAGACUGCUGCAGAAUAUAAUCGUCGUAGAGAGAAUUUUUUCAAGGAGCUUGAAAUUGUCUUUGCAGAUGUGGUGAUGGCCAUAAUUGCAGAUUUCAUGCUUGUUUAUCUUCCUGCUCCGACUGUGUCCCUCCGGCCACCUCUUGCAGGCACUGCUGGACCUAUUGCAAAGUUCUUCCACAAUUGCCCUGAUAAUGCGUUCCAGGUUGCUCUUGCUGGAACUUCCUAUUCAUUGUUGCAGAGGUUAGGCGCAAUAGUGCGCAAUGGGGCAAAACUGUUUGCUGUUGGCACCACCUCAUCACUGGUUGGUACAGCUGUGACAAAUGCAUUGAUCAAUGCUCGGAAAGCUGUUGAUAAGUCUUCAGCUGGUGAAGUUGAAAAUGUGCCUAUAGUUUCCACCAGUGUUGCCUAUGGCGUCUAUAUGGCAGUUUCUAGCAACCUCAGGUAUCAAGUACUGGCUGGUGUUAUUGAACAGCGGAUUCUGGAACCUCUAUUGCAUCAGCACAAGCUCAUGCUUAGUGCAAUUUGUUUCGCGGUUCGAACGGGCAAUACAUACUUGGGUUCAUUACUGUGGGUGGAUUAUGCACGCUUGAUAGGAAUUCAAAAGGCUCAGGAGGAGCAGAAGGAGCUGGCAUGAUUUAGAACGGAUCCAGGAAAUAUUUAUUUGCAUGUUACAGUAGUACGGCGUAGCAUAUCAGCUGCAAAUUUUGGGGAGUGCUGGAAUUCCAGUUUUUUGAAAAUCCAUACGUCAGAAUUAGUCGAUAAAGCUGACAGUUUGUAAUGUUUUCCUUUUAUCAUUAUAGAUUGUGCUAUGGGAGUACGUUAAAUUUGAAGAUUCUAGUCCUUGUAGUUCAAGAAAUGAAAUAUAUGUAUAUUCUGCUUUCCAUUUCCCGAA